AUGGGAAAAUCGAUAAUCGGAUUAUCGGAGCACGGGACACAGGAUGAUUGUUGAGAGGCAAGUUAGUGAAAGAGUUGACUUGACAGGGCCCCGGCGGCAAUAUCCACCCACGAUCCAUGCAGGACGCACAGAUUCCUUGCUUUUUUCCUAUUUGGGAGAAUCAACUAAAUGAGAGUUCUAAGUAUCGGUGGCAGGCGCAGAUUGCAGAUGGAGCCCUGCCAUGUCGCUGGGAAAGACUAGUGUGUCCCGAGGUGCUGGCCAGGCGGCCCGGUAAUGGAGUCGAGGGAAGAGUGCAUAUGCGCCUGAUAGAGCGACAGACACACCCACAGAGAAAGAAAGAAAGAAAGAAAGAAAGAGACAAGUGAUCAGAGGGUUACCCACACCGUACCACCAGCCAGGUUUCCAUUAGCGGGCGGGGUACAUUUUCAGCGGUGCCAGGCGCGUCUUGCAGGAAAAGACGUACACUUUUGGC
This is a messenger RNA of Aspergillus costaricaensis CBS 115574, 472 nucleotides long. RefSeq lists its product as uncharacterized. The transcript has a single exon. NCBI's taxonomy places the organism in Eukaryota, Fungi, Ascomycota, Eurotiomycetes, Eurotiales, Aspergillaceae. The record is from RefSeq and is a predicted model, not a curated record. Bases 117 to 365 code for a protein of 82 amino acids.